AUGGAGUUACUCAAAUCUUUACCAGUAUUCCUUCUGAUCGCAACCACCUUGGCUCAUUACGAGCACGGGUACAGUCUGGACAGCUACGAGGGCUACCACCAGCCACUUCAUGAAGCUGUACAGGAGCACCAUAGCGAAGAGUAUGACUUGGAUUAUCAUUCACAUCCUAAAUAUUCCUUCGACUACUCAGUAAAGGACCCUCAUACUGGCGACGACAAAGAGCACUGGGAGACCAGAGAUGGUGACAAAGUUAAAGGCAGUUACACCUUAGUGGAAACCGACGGCACAAAACGUGUGGUAGAAUACGAGGCAGACGACAAAAAUGGCUUCAACGCGGUCGUCCACAAAAUCGGCACUCCCAAAGAAGAAAUCAAACAUGAAGAGUAUCAAGCAGCACCAAUAUAUGAGGAAUACAAACAAAAACCAGUUUACGAGAGCUAUGGCCAUGAAUAUCAGCAAUUAGAUGGUUUCGUACCGAUUAUUGGCAAUUAUGAACAU
Molecule: messenger RNA, 498 nt
Organism: Brenthis ino (lesser marbled fritillary)
Lineage: Eukaryota; Metazoa; Arthropoda; Insecta; Lepidoptera; Nymphalidae
Source: the annotation of a GenBank genome assembly